Messenger RNA from Meira miltonrushii, 590 nucleotides. RefSeq lists its product as uncharacterized. Lineage: Eukaryota; Fungi; Basidiomycota; Exobasidiomycetes; Exobasidiales; Brachybasidiaceae. The record is from RefSeq and is a predicted model, not a curated record. The transcript has a single exon. The coding region runs from base 57 to 440 and encodes 127 amino acids.
CUUCCUCCACCAUUCACUCAAACAUACAAAGAAAGGCUGCUACGACGACUUCAAACAUGGAAGGAAAUCACUCUGAGCUUGGUAAGAUGCCAAGUAUGUCAGCCGAAUGCACUACUGCAAAGCAUCGAUAUGAUGAUUGUUUCAAUAAAUGGUUUGAAGAUUAUUUAGGAUUAAGUCAAGGAACGAAAAGUAGUGGAUCUUCGACAACCGGUGGAAGUAGUUCGAAGGGUAGCUUUUGGUCAACAUCUUCUUCUAGAUCUUCUACUUCAUCAACACAGGCUAGCCCGAUCGAUGCAAUUCAAGGUGGACCACAGAGGACACAAACGGAGAGAAAGGCAUUACGAGAACGAUUGGACGGAGAAUGCGGAGAGUUUUGGAAGGAAUAUCAAAGUUGUGUUUUGGUGAGUAUAUCAAAUAUACCAGAAAUGAACGAUUACUGACAAAUUUUCCUUUGCCCAUACCAGCGUGCUGUUAAGGAGAGAGAUUUGGACGGUCUAAUCCAAGAAGCACAAGCGCACAAUCCAUUCCCGUUCCCAAAAGAUAUCCCUAAAGGCAAGCCAAACAAUGAACCAUUUCCCUUUCCAGCAGGC